AUGAUUGUACAAAAACAAACAUCAGGUUCAGGUGGAUUCAAGAUGCCUGCAGAAAUCGUGAAAGGAAAGAAAUAUUAAUAAUAGAAUCUUAAUAAUGACCUUCCUACGAAGGAUGAGCUGUUUAAUUAAUUAGGAAUAUUGCCUGAUGAUGACUCAGUUAGAGUAAAUGAUCAUAGAGGAGAUCCUCUUAGAAUUUCUAAACAAUUAAUAUAAGAGAAAGUAAAACAUUAAUAUUCUAUAUACAUAUAGUAAGAACAAUUGAAUUAUUUACCACCUAAACCACCAACACCGUAAGUGAUUAAAUAGAAAGUAAAUUCAUAGAGACUUACUUCUUAAGAAUUAGAAAAAAUGUUAGAGGAGCAUAGAUAAUAAAUGCGUCCUAUAGCACAGUAAUAUGAGUAAAUGAGGUUGAGUGAUGUAAGAAGUAAAAGUUACAAUCCAAAAAGUUAACGAUCCAAGAGUCCCAAAGUUAAAGUGACUUAUCAUGAAGAACCAGUAAAUAUUGAUAAAUUAAGAGUAAUCUUAUAUUCUAUAUAUACUUUUAGCGUUCUUAGAAGGAUAUUGAAGGACCACAUGGGGAUUUUUUAAAAGGAGUAUUACCUAAACAAAAAUUAUAAAAAUUUAAAUCUGAAUCUAAAUUGAUAUCUGAUGAUGAUUUCUAAAAGAAAUUUAAAAAUUAUUUAAGAAAUAAAAGAAAACAUGAUUAAAGUAGAAAUAGUUCUCAGGAUAAAUUGGAAUUUGAUUUAUAUUAAAGUACUAGUCCAAAUAGAGGAAGAUGGAAUUCUAAACAUAUAAAUAAAGCAGUAUUUAAAGAUCGAAGUGUUUUAGGAAAUGAAUCUUCAUUAAGUAAAAGUUAGAGUAAAAGUAAAAAUAAGAGUAAGAAAAAUAAAAAGAAAGAAUAAUCAAUGUCUGAAUAAUAAUUAUGUGAAUAGAUAUUCAAAUAAAUAGAUAAUGUAAAUCAAUUAUUUUAAUACUUUCUAGAAAUCAUAAGGUCUUAUAGAUAAAAUUCAAACUAUCAAAUAUUUGAUUUCUAAUCCUGAAAUUAUGGAAGCAUUUAAUAUUAAUCCUAAAGAUUUGAAUUAAUAGGUGAAUAAAUUUCCAACGAAAUAACAAGGUGUCUUUACAUAAAAUGAGUUGAUUAAAUUUUUAUAAAAGUACAAAUCUCAAUUUGAUCAUGAAGCAUUUGGUGGAUUGAGUCAUGUUUCAUAAUAAUAAUAAGUUUCAAGUUGUUUAUUGAAUGAAGAUUAAAUUCAAAUCUUAAAGAAUAUAUUUGAUUCAUUAUAAAAUGAUAUGAUCGCAUAAAGAAAAGAACUCAUUUAAGCAUUUAGAAAUGACAUUUAGGUUGUAAGAAUGUUACAUGUUUAAGCUGCAUAUGUUGCAUCUAUUGAUAAAAUACUCAAUUUAGAUACAAUCUUAUCAUAAUUAGAAGCAUAAGCUUAUGAAUUCCCAUACAUAUCUUGGAAAUAAUUUAUGGAUGCAUUUGAAUAUGAUACAAUGGUUAGUAAAUAAGAAUUAGCAUUUGCUUCUCUUAAAGAAUCAUAAAAAUAAGUAGAUGAUCAAGAUAGAAUAGAUGCACCUGAAGAAUUAUAAUAAUUAAUAAAAGAUUAAUUUAAUAAGAUUGUGAUGGAUGAUUAUGUUACAGCCUUUGAUCUUAUUGAAUGUAUAAGAAGAGCACCUCUAUAUUCAGAAUUAAGAAAAUAGAUUGUUAGAAAAUAAUCUAAAAAAAGUGAUAUCAAAGAAGAAACUUUAGAAUAAGUCUUGAAAAGAAUUGAAGAAACAGCAGAAGAGUAUUUGACAUUUUCAGAGUUUAUGAGUUAUUUUACUAGAAGAGGAUAACCUAAAUUUAAUGAUGAAGUUGCAAGUCUUGCUAAAAGUAUAAAUGUCACUGAAGCUUUGUAAAAUGAUGAAAAUAGAAUAGAUGGGUAUGAUUCUGAUCCAGAAUUACAUACUUAUUAAGAUAAAAUGUUACCAAGAGAAAGAUUAAUAAAAAAACAUCCAAGUUAAUAAGCAUUGUUAACUUAUAGUCAUCGUAAGAAAUCCUUGCCAUCAAAAAAUCCAAUUAAUAAGGAAGAUUUUUUAUCUGCAAUUUAACCUAAGCCAUAAUAUGGAGCUCAUUCUAAACCUAGUGAUUAUCAAUUUAGAGUUACUUAGCCAUAGCCAUUUAAUUUUGAUAAGAGAGAGAAAGAGCGUUCUUUAUCUAUUAGAGAGAAAAAGUUAUAAGAAAUGUUGAAUGAAAAAAAAAGGAAUGAUUCUUUCAAAAGUUUUAAAGCAAAAGAAGUCCCUUAAAUUGUGAAAUAAGAUGGGUUAUAUGAAAAAAUAAUAAACGACAAUGAAAAACGUAGAGAGGAAGUUAAGAAAAAUAGUGUAUAAAUGACUUUAAAAAAUGAAAGACCAUUUUCAUUUUAUAAACGAGAUGAAAACUCUUCAAAAAAACCUCGUAGAAAGUAUUGGUAAGAAAGAGAAAAAUUUGUAUUUAAGGCAAAAGCUAUACCUUGGCAUGUUCAUGUAGAAUUAUUGAGACAAAUGGAAUAAGAUGAAGAAACUAAAAGAAAAGAACGUAUUGCAAAACAUGCUCAAGAAUUAGCUAUGAGUUCAAGAAUGCCACCUAGAAUGGAAAUGCAUGAAAGAUAAAAAUAAGGAUAACCUUAAUCCCCUAAAUAUAUGAAAACAUAAAUCUCUUAUAAAGCUAAACCUAUACCAGAUUUUGAAAAAUUACAUUCAUCUUUUCAAGAUUAAUUGAAUCGUAAAAAAUUAUAAAUGAGAACAACUGAACCUGAACCUUUUAAUUUUUAAUAAUCUCAUAAAGGUGUUGAUAGACCAUAUCUAGAUAGAGAAAAUGAAAUCAAAAUUAAUCCUAUUAAAGAAGAUAAAAUAGAAGAAGCUAGAAAAAAAAUGAGUAUUAAACCUGCUAGAUAACCACCUUCUACUAAAAAAUGGGAAAGCAAUUGUGAAUUCUUAAAAAAAGAAAGAAUUAAAAAAGCUGAAAAGCAAGAAUUACUUAAAAAAGAAGAAUAAGAAAGAUUAGCAAAAAAAGAAAAAGUAUUUAUAUUUAUAUAUUUUUAAGUUUAAAUAAAGAGUUUAAUAGUCAGAAGCUAUUUAAGAUAACUCUAAAAAACUUGAAUAAUAAAGGAAAGAUAGAAUUGCUUAAUUAAAAAAAGAAUCUAAAGAAUAAGAAAUGAAAUAAAAAUAAAUUAUUGAAAAUUGUAAGAGAAAGGCUACAGAAUAACCUUUGCUUGUCGAAAGACGUAAUAUUUUAUCUUAUUAUGAUUAGCUACUAAAAGAGAUGUUUAAUUAGAGAAAAUGAAACAAUUGAAUAAAAUUGAUAAAAUGUUGAAGCAAAAUGGAGUUAUGAACAGAGAUGAGUACUUUAAUAAAGAAGAAAAAGCUAUGCUUGAUGAUAUUAAUUAUUUAAAGAAACAUGGUUAUGAAGAUGAUUUUGAAAAAGAAUGACUAAGAAUUUUGAUAGCGAA
Molecule: messenger RNA, 3470 nt
Organism: Paramecium sonneborni
Lineage: Eukaryota; Ciliophora; Oligohymenophorea; Peniculida; Parameciidae
Source: the annotation of a GenBank genome assembly